Molecule: messenger RNA, 1660 nt
Organism: Gorilla gorilla gorilla (western lowland gorilla)
Lineage: Eukaryota; Metazoa; Chordata; Mammalia; Primates; Hominidae
Gene: CCDC59
Product: coiled-coil domain containing 59
Exons: 4
Coding region: 85-810 (241 amino acids)
Cellular component (GO): nucleus
Source: RefSeq, a predicted model, not a curated record
UCUGAGCGAUUGAUUGCUUCGGCUUGGUGACGUAUUUUGUGGGCGUCCGUCGUGGUCUUCUGAUGACGCAGUUAGUCGGCUGCAAUGGCGCCGGUGAGGCGGUCCGCGAAGUGGCGGCCUGGUGGUAUUGAGGCGCGUGGUGAAGGGGUUUCCACUGUCGGGUACAGGAAUAAGAAUGUGAAACAGAAGACAUGGCGGCCUAACCACCCGCAAGCCUUCGUGGGGAGCGUUCGCGAGGGACAAGGCUUUGCUUUUCGAAGAAAACUGAGAAUACAGCAAAGUUACAAGAAAUUGCUACGUAAGGAAAAGAAGGCUCAAACGUCACUGGAAUCUCAAUUCACAGAUCGAUACCCAGAUAAUCUGAAACAUCUCUAUUUAGCUGAAGAGGAAAGACAUAGGAAGCAACCAAGAAAAGUCGACCAUCCUUUGUCAGAACAAGUUCACCAGCCGUUGCUUGAAGAACAGUGUAGCAUUGACCAGCCUUUAUUUGAAGAUCAGUGUAGCUUUGACCAGCCUCAGCCAGAAGAACAAAGUAUUAAAACAGUAAACUCCUUUACAAUUCCAAAGAAAAAUAAAAAGAAAACAUCAAAUCAAAAAGCACAAGAAGAAUAUGAACAGGUACAAGCCAAACGUGCUGCUAAGAAACAAGAAUUCGAGAGGAGAAAACAGGAGAGAGAAGAAGCCCAAAGGCAGUACAAAAAGAAGAAAAUGGAAGUGUUUAAAAUACUGAACAAAAAGACUAAAAAGGGCCAACCAAACUUGAAUGUACAAAUGGAGUACCUUCUUCAAAAAAUACAAGAAACAUGUUAAACAUUUUGUUCCUACAGGUUAAAAUAUCUGCUGCCUAUUAGGUUCUUCUGUGACAUGUGCCUCCCAGCAGUGAACUAAAUUUGUCGACAUAAACUGGAUUGCUAAACUAUGCUAAAUAUAAGAUGUUCACAUAUUUUUAUUAUGGUAAAAAAUUUUCUAAAUAUGUUCUACAUAUGUUUCUUAUUUAUUUGCCUCUGAAGGAAGGUUGGCCUGAAGAACUGAAAGAACCUCUUAUUUUGCAAGACAGGCCCAAGCAUGUAAUACUUUUGUACCAUAUGAGAUUUAUAUGAAAUAAAUUUUUUAAAAAAUAAGGAAUCAGAGCUAUCAAUGAAGCAUUUCAAUGAAAUGUUUCAAUUUAGUAAACAGUUAUGUUGUUUUAAAAUUUAUUUUAAUGAUGAGGGAGGCAAAGACUCCUCUUGGACUUUUUAUUUAUUUUAAAAGUACAUGUUACAGGGUGAUGGGUGCUGAAAUAAACUGCCCUCACCAUAUAACAAAGCGACCUUCACAAAGCAGUGAACUCAAAGUCUGAUAUUUAUAAACAUUCCCUUAAAUGGAAGUACAUGGCUUGUUAGUCUAAGAUCUUUUAAAUAAUGAUGGAAACCCCACAGUGUCACAGCAAGAAUUAAGCUUUCCAGUUCCUAUGGACCCUAUACUUUAAGAACAUUAUCUCUGUCUCCCUUGUUGGUACCCUUGUGAGCUGAGAUAAGCCACUGGGAUAACUGCUUCUCAUGCUUUGCAAAUUGCAGAAGAAUGAGAAAGGCUUGAAAUAUAUAUAUAGUCAUUGUAAGCAAAAAGGGCUGACCAAUAAUACUUGCCAAAUAUUGAAUAAAAUGUUAUAAAUGAUAGCAAA